UUUUUUUUUUCUACCUUUGAGUUUUCGCUUUCCUUUGUCUGGGUCAUGGAGCCCGUGCCAACGCUCCUUCUCUUCUCACUAGCGAUGCUAGUGGGCUCGUAUGUUGCAGGCCUCCUUCCGCUCUCCGUCAAGCUCUCUGAGUCGCGCAUCAAGUUCAUGACCGCUCUGGGUGCUGGCCUGCUUGUAGGCGCCGCGUUGGCAGUCAUCAUUCCCGAAGGAGUGAACGCACUCUACAUGCCCCGUGAGCCAUCAGCAGAGCUCCUGGCAGCACAUGCCGCUGAUCCACACGCUGGACACGACCAUGGCAACGACGGGAGCAUCACUUCUCGAUUCCGAAACUUUUUCGCACCGGACGAUCCGCAAGCAGCCGCUGAAGCCAAGCAAAACCGAAGAGGUCAGCAGUUGCUACCGUGGGUGGCCGAGCGACAGGACAACGCACAACAAGACGCAGUGGUCCCACUGGUUCCACAAGCGGAUCCUUCGAUUGGCGGCCAACGACGACUCCAGGCGGCAGCAGAAGAGCACAACCACAACCACGAAGACGAAGCGUGCCCGCAUCCAUCCCAUUCAGGCAUCGGCGCAUCGCUCAUCUUUGGCUUCAUUCUCAUGUUGCUGAUUGACCGGAUAAGCUCCGGUAGCGGGCAUGGCCAUUCCCACGGGUUGCCAAGCAGUUCUUCCAACAACAACGAGAAGAGCGUCACGACCACUGUCGGCCUGGUCGUUCAUGCUGCAGCGGACGGAAUUGCUCUGGGCGCCGCUGUAGCCUCACAGCGUUCCAGCGUCGAAAUGCUGGUCUUCCUCGCCAUCAUGCUGCAUAAGGCUCCAUCCGCGUUCGGGCUGACAUCCUUCCUUGUGCACGAAGGCUUUGACAACCGACGGGUGCGAAAGCACCUGCUCAUUUUCUCUUGCUCGGCACCUAUUGGCAGCAUUGUCACAUACCUGUUUUUGAGAAUGGGCGGCAACACCCUGCUCCAAAUGGAUCCCAGCACCGCAACUGGGUACGCGCUCCUCUUUUCGGCUGGCACGUUCGUGUACGUGGCAACCAUGCAUGUCCUUCCAGAAAUCAUGCACGUACACCCUGCAUCGACCUCCGCAAGCAAUGCCAGUGGAAGUGGAGACGGCUCGUUGAGCCGUGACCAAUUCUGCGCUCUCAUCGUGGGAAUGGUUGCCCCACUGUUCAUGUCGAUCGGGCAUUCCCACUAAUCGCUGCGGUCUGCUCGAUCCAGUGGUUUUUUUUUGAAGUUUAAGUAUCGUUAUUUUCUCCUUGUUCGCUGUUGCAUCCCCAAUGUUGUCUGUACUUUUUGUGCUUUUGUUCUACGUUGUCUAAAUCUUACUAAAGUCGGAAACAAAAA
Capsaspora owczarzaki ATCC 30864 is the source of this 1352-nucleotide messenger RNA. Its product is annotated as solute carrier family 39. Gene Ontology annotation, biological process: zinc ion transport; transmembrane transport. The coding region runs from base 46 to 1203 and encodes 385 amino acids. The transcript has 6 exons. Gene Ontology annotation, cellular component: membrane. Lineage: Eukaryota; Filasterea; Ministeriida; Capsasporidae. The record is from RefSeq and is a predicted model, not a curated record. Gene Ontology annotation, molecular function: metal ion transmembrane transporter activity.